GGUCAAUUAAGCAAAGAUGCAGAAGGCAUUCAUUUCUAAGAUUGUCCUCUUCGAUAACCACCAAAAAGCAGGUCCCAUUCCCUUUCCCAUUUUACCCAACCUCCCCUCAUCUCCAUUUUCAUUCAUUCAUCCCAUUUCAUGAAGCGCUCAAUAGAAACCCUAACUGAAAUCGAUCUCAAAAUGAAGAAGAAGAUCAAACAAGACGAGGAGAAUGAAUUUGAAGAUGUCAAUUCGGCUACUGGGUUUUUCAAUUUAGAUGAGAAUCUUCUUUUCGAGGUCUUAAAACAUGUGGACGCGACUACUUUAGGUCGCGCCGCCUGUGUGAGCAAGCAAUGGCAUAGAACUUCGCAGGACGAGAGGCUCUGGGAGCUGAUCUGUACGCGACACUGGGCUAACAUCGGCUGCGGUAAUCAGCAGCUGAGAUCUGUCGUUUUAGCUCUCGGUGGGUUUCGCCGCCUCCAUUCUCAGUACCUUUGGCCGCUUUCUAAGCCGCAGUCUAGCUCCACUGCUUCGACCUCGUCGGCGUCUACUUCUUCUUGGGCUCCGUUCGCUCCCAUGAUUGGGUCGAAACCGCCCACGAGAUGGGGAAAAGAUGAGGUGCAUCUGUCUCUGUCUUUGCUUUCGAUUCGGUAUUAUGAGAAGAUGAACUUCAGUAAUCGAAGAUCUUCCUCAUGAUCAUCGUUAUUUAACUAAUUACAUAUAGAGAGUUUCUUUUUAAUAACUCUAAUUUCGAAUAUUAUGUUUUUAUGUUUAUGUCUGAAUUUGGAUUGAAAUUGUUGUCUUUCUGUUUUUGUUUUUGUGCUUGUUGAUGUAUUUAAUCUGGGUUUUCAACUAACUAGAUCUGCAAUAUGUAACGAAUUGUAAUGAAAUGAAUCAAUUGUUGUUUGCUUGUUGGUUCAA
Mercurialis annua (annual mercury) is the source of this 900-nucleotide messenger RNA. Its product is annotated as F-box protein GID2. The coding region runs from base 139 to 675 and encodes 178 amino acids. NCBI's taxonomy places the organism in Eukaryota, Viridiplantae, Streptophyta, Magnoliopsida, Malpighiales, Euphorbiaceae. Gene Ontology annotation, molecular function: protein binding. Gene Ontology annotation, biological process: regulation of gibberellic acid mediated signaling pathway; gibberellic acid mediated signaling pathway. The transcript has a single exon. Gene Ontology annotation, cellular component: SCF ubiquitin ligase complex. The record is from RefSeq and is a predicted model, not a curated record.